CAAUCCAUUGCUCACUAUAUAACCCUCCUCUCGGACAUGUUCCUCUCACCUCGCUUCAAUUGUUCCACCUGAAUCUUUGUUGUCUUUCGUCUCAGGCUUUGAGCGAUCUCACAGAGACAGAGACAGAGACAGAGACAGUGAAGAUGGUGUGCUUGGUUUCUCGCAGUGGGAGAGAGCUCCAGAGAUACCACAUGGGCCGUCGCCAAGUUGUUGGAUGCAUACCUUACCGAUACAAGAGGGACGGAGACGGAGUGGCCAGUGAUGAAUUAGAGUUCUUAGUGAUCAGUUCACCCAAAGGUCAAGGGCUCAUGUUCCCUAAGGGAGGAUGGGAGCUUGAUGAAUCAGCAGAAGAAUCGGCUUCAAGAGAGUCCGUCGAAGAGGCUGGAGUUCUCGGUGACGUCGAGUGUCAAUUGGGAAGAUGGAGCUUCUUGAGCAAAAGAUAUGGAACGUACUAUGAAGGGCACAUGUUCCCUUUGUUUGUCAAGGAAGAACUUGAUCUGUGGCCGGAGAAAAAGCUCCGCCAGAGGAUCUGGAUGACAGCAUCCGAAGCGAGGGAAGUGUGCAGGCAUUGGUGGAUGAAGGAAGCCCUGGACAUAUUGGUUGAGAGGCUUGGCUCCAUUGCCCAACAGAAGAGAAAACCAGAAGCUAUCGUUCUGUAGAUAUCAGAUUUCGUUCAUUCUUGUUCGUUUGAUUUCCAACUAAUAAUCUUCGCGAAAACGAGAAGAUUCAUUCUUUCACCCCCCACCCAUGAUUCUUGAAAGUAAUGGAUAGAAGAACAAUUCUUU
Molecule: messenger RNA, 785 nt
Organism: Rhodamnia argentea
Lineage: Eukaryota; Viridiplantae; Streptophyta; Magnoliopsida; Myrtales; Myrtaceae
Product: nudix hydrolase 17, mitochondrial
Exons: 6
Coding region: 144-659 (171 amino acids)
Cellular component (GO): nucleus; cytoplasm
Molecular function (GO): pyrophosphatase activity
Source: RefSeq, a predicted model, not a curated record